GAGUGAAACAGACGGACGCUGUGUCUAUUUGUGUUGAGGUGUUUUAAAUCCCGUUUACAACUGAUUUCUGACUGGGACGCUAAUAGGAAUUUCUUGGUUUACUCGGUGUGUAUUCCGGUUAGGAGAAGAAAGAGAGCGAAGGAAACGUCUCUCAUCUUGACCUCUGUUCGCGAAUGGAAAGCGUCAGGAAAUACAUGUUCGUCCUCCGCUCCACGGUGGGACCUGGAAUCUAAGAUCAGAAGAGUUUCUUGCAGGAUCAUUCAUUGUAAAUGGAUUCCUUCUUUGUAGAGGGGGCCCGUGUCUGGCUGCGGGACAAAGAGCUGCUCCUCCCUACUACUGUCAGCUCCUGUUCCCACGACGACGGAUACCUGGUCCUUACAACCGACUACGGAAAGGUGAUAUACCUGCAGCAGGGGGAGCUGAGCAGAGACAAGGUGUUUCCUAUGCACCCCACCAGUAUUAAUGGAGUAGAGGACAUGUCUACUCUGGCAGAACUACAUGAGGCUGCCAUCAUGUACAACCUUUACCUGCGCUACCAGAAGGACUGCAUCUAUACCAAUAUAGGCUCUAUCCUAGCAGCUGUGAACCCCUACAAGCAGAUCCCAGGUCUGUAUGACCCAGCAGCAGUAGACCUGUAUAGUAGACACCACCUGGGAGAGCUGCCCCCUCAUAUCUUCGCUGUGGCCAACGAGUGUUACCGCUGUCUCUGGAAAAGACACGACAGCCAGUGUGUUCUCAUCAGUGGAGAGUCGGGAGCAGGGAAGACGGAGAGUACCAAGCUGCUGCUCCAGUUCCUGUCUGUGAUGUCACAGAACUCAGCCGGGACAGCCCACACUGAGAGGAGCACCCGUGUGGAGCAGGCCAUUAUCCAGAGCAGCCCCAUCAUGGAGGCGUUUGGGAAUGCCAAGACAGUGUACAACAACAACUCUUCCCGCUUUGGGAAGUUUAUCCAGCUCCACUUCUCCCAGAGUGGGAACAUCCAGGGAGGCUGUAUCAUCGACUAUUUACUUGAAAAGAACCGUGUGGUGAGACAGAACCCUGGAGAGAGGAACUAUCAUAUCUUCUAUGCUCUGCUGGCCGGGGCCGACAAGAAUCACAAAGAGCUGUACUUCCUGUCAGAUGGCCCAGAGUCAUACCACUAUCUGAGUCAGUCUGGCUGUGUGAAGGACAGGGGUCUAGAUGAUCUGAAGCUAUAUGACAGUUUUAUGGAGGCUCUAAAGGUGAUCCAGUUCAGUGAGGAGGAGAUACGUGACAUCUUCAAGCUGCUGUCUGCUGUUCUCCUGAUGGGGAACAUAGAGUUCAUGACGGCUGGAGGAGCACAGAUCACCUCUAAUGGAGUGGUCAGUAAUGUCAGUGAUCUGCUGGGCCUGGACUCGUUCCAGCUGUCUGAGGUUCUGACCCAGAGGUCCAUGAUCCUGAGAGGAGAGGAGAUCUGUUCACCCCUCACUGUGGAACAGGCGGUGUGCUCUCGGGACUCGGUUGCCAUGGCAUUGUACGCCCAGUCUUUCUCCUGGAUCAUCACACGGAUCAACCAGAAGAUCAGAGGGAAGGACAACUUCAAGUCCAUCGGUAUCCUCGACAUCUUCGGCUUCGAGAAUUUUGAGGUGAACAGGUUUGAACAGUUCAACAUCAACUACGCCAAUGAGAAGCUCCAGGAAUACUUCAACAAACACAUCUUCUCCCUGGAACAGCUGGAUUACAACAGAGAGGGCAUCCAGUGGGAAGCCAUAGACUGGAUGGAUAAUGCAGAGUGUCUGGACCUCAUAGAGAAGAAACUGGGCAUGUUGGCUCUGAUCAACGAAGAGAGUCGCUUCCCAAAAGGCACCGACUACACCCUGCUAGAGAAACUACACAGUAGACACGCUACUAACCAGUACUACAUGAAGCCCAGAGUGACGGAUCACCAGUUUGGCAUCAAGCACUAUGCUGGAGAGGUUCUGUAUGACGUCAGAGGGGUCCUACAGAAGAACCGAGACACCUUCAGAGACGACGUCUUAAACAUGCUCAAGGACAGCAGGCUUGACUUCAUCUAUGACCUGUUUGAGCGUGUCGGGAGCAGGAACGGAGAGGAGACCCUGAAGAUGGGGACGGCCAGACGCAAACCCACCGUCAGCUCUCAGUUCAGGGACUCUCUCCAUUCCUUGAUGAACACUCUGAGUGCCUCCAACCCUUUCUUUGUGCGCUGCAUCAAACCCAACAUGAACAAGAACGCCAACAUGUUUGACUCAGAAGUGGUCCUGAACCAGCUGAGGUAUUCUGGGAUGUUGGAGACCGUGAAGAUCCGCAGGGCUGGGUUCCCUGUCCGCAGGACUUUUAAUGACUUCUACAGCAGGUACAAGAUGAUCCUGAAAGACAAGCAUCCAACAGACGACCAGAGAGGGAGGUGCACAGAGCUGCUGAUGUCAUACGACCCCGCCAAGAUAGACUGGCAGCUGGGGAAGACUAAGGUGUUCCUGAAGGAAGAGCUGGAACACCGGCUGGAGAAGGAGAGGGAAGUGGUGCGGAGACAGGCGGGCAUGGUGAUCCGGGCACACAUACUCAGCUAUGUGGCAAGGAAGCGCUAUAAGAGGGUGCUGGUCAGCACCGUCACUAUCCAGAAGAACUACAGAGCUCACUUCUGGAGACGUGUGUUCCUUCGUCUCCGCACCGCAGCUGUCAUUCUACAGAAACACCAGCGCGGUCGGCUGGCCCGAGGCCUCUAUCGACACCUCUCUGAGGAGAAGAAGAGGAUAGAGGAGGAAGAGGAGGAGAGACUGCAAGUAGAGGGGGAGAGGAGGAGGCUGGAGGAAGAGGAGUUGAGGAGGAGGAAGGAGGAGGAGAGACUGAGGGUGUUGGAGCUGGAGGAGGUGAUGAGGAAGGAGGAGAGACUGAGGGUGUUGGAGCUGGAGGAGGUGAGGAGGAAGGAGGAGAGACUGAGGGUGUUGGAGCUGGAGGAGGUGAGGAAGAUGGAGGAGGAGAGACGGAGGGUGUUGGAGCUGGAGGAGGUGAGGAGGAAGGAGGAGGAGAGACUGAGACAACAGAAGGAGCAGGAAGCAGCGAAUAGAAAGGAGGAGGAGCUUUGCAACGGACAGCAAGUCGAAGACAAGGAGAAAUCUACAGCCAACAACAGGAACUCCCUGGAGAUGGAAUCUCCUGCUCCCCAUAAGGUGUCCCUGUCCUACUCCCUGCCCCACCACACCUCUGAGGAGGUGUCCCUGUCCUACUCCCUGCCCCACCACACCUCUGAGGAGAUGUCCCUGUCCUACUCCCUGCCCCACCACACCUCUGAGGAGGAGUCCUGUCAGAUGGAGGAGAUCCUUCGGCUGGAGAAGGAGAUUGAGAGGCUGCAGCGCCAGAAGGAGGACGGGGUGUCCAUGUUAGGGGACGGCCUUGGAGGGAACGGGGAGGAGCUCCGGCAGAGGAGGGACGCAGAGAUCUACCAGCUGGAGAAGGAGGCGUCUCGCGUGGCCACAGAGUUCCUGGAGCUCCUGGACUUUGGGGGUCUGGAACAGAGUCUGUCCAGCGAGGAGAAUCUCCACGACCCUUCAGAGCGCACCGCUCCCCUGGCCCGGGCCGAGGAGGAGGAGGACGAGGGCUUCCAUGCUGAGGAGGAGUGUCCCGGUAGCGGUAUCUUCCCUCUCCCCGUGGAGGUUCCUCUGGACCAGGAGGUCUUCUCCUCCCUCCCUCCUUCUCCUCCUGCCUUCGCUGAGAGUCUGGUAGCACAUGCCCUGGCUCUCUCUCAAGCUCCGUGUUGUCCCCCUGUUUACUACCCCCUCACCUCUAUUGUCCCUACACACCACCCGGCUCCUCCUCUCCCUGGCCUCACCAACGGAGGUGGGAAGGCUCUCUGUCACCAACCCACCAGGAGAAUAGAGGUGGCUCCAGAGAUCAACAGUGUGCCCAGAAGAGUGGACGUAGUACCCGACAGACCCUGUGCCAGGGUAGAUGUUAUGCCAACUAGAAUAGACGCGGUACCCUCCAGAUUCCCAGAGGCUGUGCCAGACAGGAGAGCAGAGCUAGCGCCCACUGUGCCUGUCCCAGGGGCCAGGGAGGUCAGAGAGGAGGUGUCAUUCAGCGUCCUACCAGACACAGAGUCAUACUGUGACCAGGAGGAGUUUGAGGAGGUGCAGGGGAGUACAGGCUCUAGAGACGUAGCCAGUAUCACGGGCGGACAUGCAACUGAUGAGGUGCUGAGGAAAUCAUCCUGUACUCAGAACAGCCUGGACUCCUUCAGAGGCAGCUCAGACUCUUUUAUAGACAGUGACACAAGCAACGAUGGCUAUGUGGACACAGACGAGGAGGUGUCCAAUGGGAGGGUGAAUCUACUGAACGGCUCUGGGCCUCCAUACUUCCACAGUUACCUCUACAUGAAGGGUGGACUGAUGAUCCCCUGGCGACGGAGGUGGUGUGUGUUGAAGGACGAAACCUUCAUGUGGUUCAGGGCUAAGCAGGACAGUCUGAAGAGUGGCUGGCUGUAUAAGAAGGGAGGUGGCAUGUCCACUCUGUCCAGACGGAACUGGAAGCUGCGCUGGUUCGUACUGAGAGACGAUAAACUCAUGUACUUUGAGAGCGACAGCGAGGAGAAACUGAAGGGGACCGUGGACAUCCGCUCCGCCAUGGACAUAGUGGAUAACCAUGCCAAAGAGAAUGCUUUGAACAUCGUGACUGAAGAGAGAACCUACCACAUCUACGCAGAGACUCCUGAAGAUGCCAGUGGCUGGUUCAACGUGCUGAGUCGUGUCCACAGUGCCAGUCCAGACCAGCUGAUGGAGAUGAACCAUGAGCAGGCCGACCCCAAGAACGCUGUGGGAACUGUGGAUGUUGGACUGAUCGACUCUGUGUGCGCGUCAGACAACCCUGACAGACCCAACUCGUUUGUCAUCAUCACUGCUAACCGUGUGGUCCACUGCAACACUGAGACGCCUGAAGAGAUGCACCACUGGAUCGGCCUGCUGCAGAAGCCUAAAGGAGACGCCAGGAUAGACGGACAGGACUUCCUGGUCAGAGGUUGGCUUCACAAGGAGAUAAGGGCUAAGAGUACUAGUCUGAAGCUGAAGAAGAGAUGGUUUGUAUUGACCUCUAACUCUCUGGACUACUACAAGUCUUCAGAGCGCAGUGUGUCCAAGCUGGGGACCCUGGUCCUCAACAGUCUCUGCUCUGUGGUCCAGCCCGACGAGAAGGUCUUCAAGGACACCGGUUACUGGUGCAUUAUCGUCCACGGCCGUAAACACUCGUACCACCUCUACACCAAACUACUGAACGAGGCUAUGCGCUGGGCGUCGGCCAUACAGGGGGCUGUCGACAGCAAGGUUCCCAUAGAGACACCCACACAGCAACUCAUCAGGGACAUCAAGGAGAGCAGUCUGAACGUGGAAGCUGUGGAGCAGACGUACUGGAGGAACCCUAUCCUCAGAUAUACCCAGCACCCCCUCCACUCCCCCCUGCUUCCUCUGCCUCAUGGGGAGGUCAACAUCCACCUCCAUAAGGAGAAGGGCUAUGCCAGCCUGCAGGACGAGGCAGUGAAGAUCUUCAACUCUCUGCAGGAGAUGGAGUCUGUGUCUGACCCCGUGCCGAUCAUCCAGGGCAUCCUCCAGACCUGCCACGACCUACGCCUGCUCAGAGACGAGGUCUACUGUCAGCUCAUCAAGCAGACCAAUCACGUGCCUCAGCCCAACAGCUCGGCCAAUCGCGCCCACUGGCACCUCCUCACCUGUAUGAGCUGUACCUUCCUGCCCAGCCGGGGCAUCCUGCGCUACCUCAAGUUCCACCUUAAAGGGGUGAAGGAGCAGUUUCCUGGAACAGAGGUGGACAUGUUUGCCCAUUUCAUAGGUGAGUCUCUGAAGAGGACCAAGGUCAGGGACUUUGUACCGUCUCAGGAGGAGAUCGUAGCCUUACUGACCAGGCAGGAAAUGACUACUACGGUCUACUGCCACGGAGGAGGGUCCUGCAAGAUCUCCAUCAACUCACACACCACCGCUGGAGAGGUGGUGGAGAAGUUGAUCCGAGGCCUGGCCAUGGAGGACAGUAGAAACAUGUUUUCCCUGUUUCAACACAACAACACUACGGACCGAGCUGUGGAGAGCAGAGUCAUCGUGGCUGACGUACUCGCCAAGUUUGAGAGGCUGUCAGGCAGUGAGGAGGUGGAGGAGGAGGGACAGUGGAGGCUCUACUUCAAACUCUACUGUUUCCUGGAUGUAGAGAGCAUGCCCAAGGAAGGGGUGGAGUUCGCUUUCAUGUUCGAACAGGCUCAUGAGUCUCUGACCAGCGGUCACCUCCCGGCCCCAGAAGACACCCUUCGGCACCUGGCCGCUCUCAGGCUCCAGUUCCUCCACGGGGACGAGGCCCGGGUCAGCUGGUCUCUGGACACCGUCUACCCUGUAGGGAGGCUCCACGCACGCAUCCUGCACUUCACCAAGGUGGGCGCGGCGGGGCCUGUGGGCCAAACCCUUGAGCGGAGGCGGACCAGCUUCCUGGACGGAACCCUGCGCCGCAGCGGGCUGAAGACUGGCUCCAUGAAGAAACAGAAGAUGGAGGAGGAACAGAUGCUGGAGAUGUGGGUGAAGGAGGAGACUUCAGCCACCAGGACCUCCAUCGUAGAGAAGUGGUCCAGACUUCAGGGACUGGACCAGCACACUGCCAUGCUCAAAUACAUGAACAUCAUCAAGGAGUGGCCCGGAUAUGGGUCCACACUGUUCGACGUAGAGUGUAAAGAAGGAGGCUUUCCUCAUGACCUGUGGCUGAGUGUGAGUGCAGAGAACGUGUCGGUCUACAAGAGAGGAGAACCUAAACCUCUGGAGACGUUCCCCUACGAACACAUCAUCUUCUUCGGCGCUCCCCAGGCCACUACCUAUAAGAUCACAGUGGACGACAGAGAUAUGUUCUUUGAGACACCUCUGGUUGGAGAGAUCACUAAGAUCAUGAAAGCCUACAUCAACAUGAUCGUAAAGAAGAGAUGCAGUGUCAGAUCUGGGCCCAGCUACGGAACCAACUGGAUCAGGUGAUUAGGGACAGGACACAGCCCAGUUGGCUUCCUACCGCCCCUGACCAGAAGGCUACAAGGCAGCAGGGUCCAUGAAGACAGGACUGUUCUCCUAAACUCAGAUGUCUGAAUAACUGAAAUCAGGCUGCUAUUCAGCUACUCCAGAACUCGUCCAACUCCGGUGUCCCUCAGUGUGGUACGCCAAGCCAACGUUCUAGAACAUUCUAGAAUGUGUAGCGCUAAAAGGCGGAGCUGCGUUCCUCAACCGUUUCCUAUUGCUAUUCUAUAGCUGUCGACAGAGUGGAUACCACGUUACCUUCUGCUAUUAUUUACAUCAAUUUAUCAAUAGUAUGGACCAAUCAGGAUGUCACAUCAAAUUUCCUUUUGUAUCAAGUUCUACCAUUUUCCAAUGGGAUUGAGAGAGAAAUGUAUCACUGUCAAGCCUUGCCCUGACUAGAUCCCCUUUCCUUAUAAGAAUGUUGUGUCUAUUUUUAAAUUGGCAAGUGUUAUUAUUUUUUAUUAUAAUAACAUAUGUAAAUGAAUGGGCGCCCAACUAUACCGUUAUAUAUUUACAAUGAGAAGAAGUUAUUUGUCUAAGUAAGGUUGAAAGACUUUCCCCUCAGGUUUUUCUGAGCAAUAGGAUUUGAAUCCCAAACCAACCACAGACCCAGGGAGUUGAAUCCCAAACCAACCACAGACCCUUCCCUUCUCCGCGUUACGUUACCUCCCAGGGAGUUGAAUCCCAAACCAACCACAGACCCUUCCCUUCUCCGCGUUACGUUACGUCCCAGGGAGUUGAAUCCCAAACCAACCACAGACCCUUCCCUUCUCCGCGUUACGUUACCUCCCAGGGAGUUGAAUCCCAAACCAACCACAGACCCUUCCCUUCUCCGCGCUACCUUCUCCGCGUUACCUUCUCCGCGUUACGUUACCUCCCAGGGAGUUGAACCCCAAACCAACCACAGACCCUUCCCUUCUCCGCGUUACGUUACCUCCCAGGGAGUUGAAUCCCAAACCAACCACAGACCCAGGGAGUUGAACCCCAAACCAACCACAGACCCUUCCCUUCUCCGCGUUACGAUACCUCCCAGGGAGUUGAAUCCCAAACCAACCACAGACCCUUCCCUUCUCUGCGUUACCUUCUCCGCGUUACCUUCCCCGCGUUACGAUACCUCCCAGGGAGUUGAAUCCCAAACCAACCACAGACCCUUCCCUUCUCCGCGUUACCUUCUCCGCGUUACCUUCCCCGCGUUACGUUACCUCCCAGGGAGUUGAAUCCCAAACCAACCACAGACCCUUCCCUUCUCUGCGUUACCUUCCCCGCGUUACGUUACCUCCCAGGGAGUUGAACCCCAAACCAACCACAGACCCUUCCCUUUCCGCGUUACCUUCCCCGCGUUACGUUACCUCCCAGGGAGUUGAACCUCUUUACAUUUGAAUGCCUUAAAUGGGUUCACUGCUUCCAUCCAUGUGGUUAUUCGUCUACUUUGGACUGUAAAGUAAUAAUUUUGACUUUCAGGAAUGGCAUCACCAAGCCAGGGUUAUGUCAGGGCUAAUAGCUUGAUGGUUAUAACCAGUUAUAAUGCUAGUGGCAGAAGCUGCUAUUCUAUAGCCUGGUCCCAGAUCUGUUUGUGCUAUUACUCUGAUUAUGAAGCUUAACAUGUUUGAAAUGACAAUUCCAUAAGAAGUUGGCAAAAGAGCAGAAAAGCAGGCUUGUGGUGCCCAAAGCUAGCCAUUCUACCCAGUGCCCGAGAAGCAGGUUUUUAACUCUGGUGAAAUAACACUAGUAUUUUAUAGAACUAGAACAAACCAAUACAUAAUCCAUCACUACUAUAUUCAGGUUAUUAUUUAUUUACUAUAAAGGCAGUGGUUUAAUAUAGAACAUUUUUUUUGCUUAAUUCUAAAGAACAUCAUUAUGGAAUUUAGUCUGAGGUAUUUUAAUUUAAAUGUUUUAUUUGCUAUUUUGAUUUGAAAUCAGUUUCGUCCUUGUAUUGAAAUGUUUUGUGUGACUGAAACUGUUGAAAGAGAGAGCGUGACGUGUUGAUGAUGUAACGAGCAGGCAGGUACUUCCUGGCUUUUUGUGUUACUGAAGUAUUGUUGGUCACGAGCGAUAGAGCAGGGUUAACCAUUUGACACAUGACUGUAAUAAAACACCUGCAGCUCGGCUCCAAAUGAUUCACAUUUUGGAUGUUCUAAAGUAUUCCCACGCCUAAGAGACAUUGACCGGACAAAACAUUAGGAACACCUACUCAUAUUGCGUUUCACCCCCUUUUGCCCUCAGAACGGGCUCAAUUCGUCAGGGCAUGGACAAUACAAGGUGUCGAAAGUGUUUCCCAGGGAUGCUGGCCCAUGUUGACUCCAACGCUUUCCACAGUUGUGUCACCUGGUCAGUCUAUGUCAUGGAAAGACCAGGUGUUCAUAAUGUUUUGUACACUCAGUGUAUAUAUGUGAUUGUAAACAAAUGUAAGCAAGGUUUGAAAUCAUUAUGUAUUAGUCAAAUAUUAUAUCCUAUUUGGGAUUCUUGCGGUCAAUUUGCAGUCUACAAAGUGUUAUGGAUGAUAUUCCAGCCCCCUGUUCCAGCCCCCUGUUCCAGCCCCCACCCCAGCCCCCUGUCCCAGCCCCCUGUCCCAGCCCCCUGUCCCAGCCCCCUGUUCCAGCUCCCUGUUCCAGCCCCCCUGUUCCAGCUCCCUGUUCCAGCCCCCUGUUCCAGCCCCUGUCCCAGCCCCCUGUCCCAGCCCCCUGUUCCAGCCCCUGUUCCAGCCCCCUGUCCCAGCCCCCAGUCCCAGCCCCCUGUCCCAGCCCCCUGUCCCAGCCCCCUGUUCCAGCCCCCCACCCCAGCCCCCUGUUCCAGCCCCCUGUUCCAGCCCCCUGUCCCAGCCCCCUGUCCCAGCCCCCUGUUCCAGCCCCAUGUUCCAGCCCCCUGUCCCAGCCCCCACCCCAGCCCCCUGUCCCAGCCCCCUG
Messenger RNA from Oncorhynchus nerka (sockeye salmon), 9919 nucleotides. RefSeq names its product myosin X, like 3 (gene myo10l3). Gene Ontology annotation, biological process: axon extension. Gene Ontology annotation, cellular component: myosin complex; axonal growth cone; cytoskeleton. Gene Ontology annotation, molecular function: ATP binding; protein binding; cytoskeletal motor activity. Lineage: Eukaryota; Metazoa; Chordata; Actinopteri; Salmoniformes; Salmonidae. The record is from RefSeq and is a predicted model, not a curated record. The transcript has 40 exons. Bases 270 to 6980 code for a protein of 2236 amino acids.